Messenger RNA from Phycodurus eques (leafy seadragon), 2921 nucleotides. RefSeq names its product mohawk homeobox a (gene mkxa). The coding region runs from base 527 to 1906 and encodes 459 amino acids. Gene Ontology annotation, molecular function: RNA polymerase II cis-regulatory region sequence-specific DNA binding; DNA-binding transcription factor activity, RNA polymerase II-specific. Gene Ontology annotation, biological process: cell development; regulation of transcription by RNA polymerase II; muscle organ development. The record is from RefSeq and is a predicted model, not a curated record. Gene Ontology annotation, cellular component: nucleus. NCBI's taxonomy places the organism in Eukaryota, Metazoa, Chordata, Actinopteri, Syngnathiformes, Syngnathidae. The transcript has 7 exons.
AUCUCACUCUUGUCCCCGAAGUGUGGCGUGCAUGCACUUGCACACUAAAGGCGAGGGGGCAAGACUCUGAGAACCACGUGCAUGUAGCAUUGUAGACAACGAUGGGCACCCACAUUUUCCCAUGCAUCUUGAGAAAGUCAGGUGUGCUACCUGUACAUGACAAAUACUUUGCAUGUACUCUUCACUUAAACUUUGCUCCGUGCUUCCAUAACAUUAGAUACACAUGCACUAUUCAGUGAAAUCCAAAGCAAAGUACACACAGGAAGGUAGUCAAGAUUCAAACCCUAAGCUUCAUUAAUUGUGAAGCAGACAAUAAUUUCCCCCAUUUAGUUAUUUUUAAGAAUGUAAUAUGUAUAUCUAUAUGUAUAUCAUGCCAGGGUAACUAAUAUUGUCUGAGUGAAAUGUAUUUAAACCAGAUGAAGUGGUCAUGGUUGAAGUUUCUGCAGCGGCACGGUGCCUCGCCCCCGCCUCCUGAGCCUCCCCGCCCGCCGACCCUGCCCAUGAACCGGCCUAAGCCAUCCACAGUAUGUUCGCAGGCUCGGCUUGUGUGCGAGGAAACAUGAGCAGGGUGACAUAUUCAGAGUCCCGGGCGGAGCGGCGCAGGUCGCCGGAUAAAGCUGAAGAGGAGCCGGAGCUCCGCGAGUUUGGGCACAAGACCUCCGGAGAGGAACAUGUGAGCGGGGAAUGGGCCAGAGGAGACGGGAUUAUUGCUCGACAGCGCGGACUGACUCAGGAAGAGCCCGGGACAGGAGAGACACUUGCGUACUGUGACGCGCCCGAGGGGAUAUUUUCAUUUUUACUCAACUCGGGGACUACCUGGCCGAAGAUGAACGCCAUCGUGUUUAACAAGCUGAGCGGACAGGUUCUGUUUGAGGAGAAGGCCAACGAGGUGGAGAUGAGCAGCAGAAAUUACUUGGAAGUCAUGGACGGACAACACCCGGACCUCCUGUCCAGCAAGCAGGCCAUCAUGGACAACCAGGCCAUCAGACACAGACGCAACGGGGGUCGUCCCGGUGGCAGCAAAGUGCGACACAAGCGUCAGGCCCUGCAGGACAUGGCGCGACCGCUCAAGCAGUGGCUGUACAAGCACCGAGACAACCCUUACCCCACCAAGACUGAGAAGAUCCUGCUGGCUUUGGGUUCACAGAUGACCCUGGUCCAGGUUUCCAAUUGGUUCGCCAAUGCCAGGAGGCGGCUGAAGAACACAGUGAGGCAGCCCGACCUGAGCUGGGCGCUCAGGAUCAAGCUUUACAACAAGUACGUUCAAGGCAAUGCUGAGAGACUGAGCGUCAGCAGCGAUGACAGCUGCUCAGAUGAUGGAGACAACCCUCAGAGGACCCAGAGUGGCGCCGUGGAGCUCACCAAGCCCAUGUACCAGAGUGUUAUUAAAAAGGAAGGCUCCGCCAUGAUGGGCAUGGCCAUGGGGAUGGGAGCGGGCCUGCGCUCGGCCACCGAAGCCGCCUCGCUGGCGGACGACUACGUGUCUCCGCCCAAAUACAAGAGCAGCCUGUUGCACCGCUAUCUCAACGACUCGCUGCGUCACGUCAUGGUGGCCAACGCUGUCAUUGAUGCUCGCAAGAGGAACCACUCGGGCUCUUUCAGCUCCAACGAGUAUGACGAUGAGCUGCUCUCGCCGACCUCUUCGGAGGCCGAGGCGAACUUUGUUUAUCGUGCUGAAACCACAGAGCAUGGACCAAGUAAAUAUGACAAUGGUGGCGUCAGAGCUGAACACAAGGUGAAGGGCAAAGAUGAGACGUACUGGAAGGAGAUCAAUGCCGCCAUGGCCUUGACUAACUUGGCGCAGGGGAAGGACAGUGCCCCCGGUACCACCAGCUGCAUCAUCCAAAAGUCUUCCCAUAUAGCAGAGAUCAAGACUGUUAAAGUGCCACUUGUGCGCCAUUAUUAGCUCCAAGCUGAGCCUCCUUACUCUAUGCAAACAUUCCUGUUUCGGCAAACUAUUCAUAAGAGAACUCCUUGAAAGGACAAAGAAACAUUUUGUUGGUUAAAAGUGUGUUCAGUAGGACUUCUUUUGCUGUGCUGACAUGCAAAAGUGAUCACAAGUUGUACUGCAGUAUUUCCUAUAACAAGACACUUUUUAAUAUUAACUUAUUUUUUGGAUGACUUUUUUCCCUAUUUUUUACACUAAAUGUGUAUUUUGCCAAAGUGACUUUUGCUCUAGUAAAGUACAGAUACUCGUAGUGCCUGUUUGGAAUUUGUGAAGGAUUAUUUGACAAUGUUUAGAGUCACUGUCGUGAUACAGGAAAUGGAAGUGUGCCUUCAAAGACCGAAUGAGGUCAUCAAUCAUUACACAAACACAUAUACGCGCAUACAGACCGACGGACAUAUCGUGUGUUAACGCUUUGUUACAAAAUAACCAGUAAGUAAUUCCUUGAGGGUGUUCUAUGUAUUUUGACUGGAGUCCUCCGUUUGACUGUAAACUGAACCAUGUUUUGUCGGUGCUAGCAGCCCAACAAUGAAAGUUGGGUACACAGAUAUGCGGCGCUAACGUGAGCAACGCAUCGAUAAGGAACUAAGGGACGCAUCCAUCCUUGGAUUGUGUUUUAUUAGUGACGACGCUCCCUCUUAUCGGAACAAAACAUGCAAAUGCUGGACCCAAAUCAAGUUACACUCACACAUGCAGUGACACAAAUAUGCACACCCUACAAACUUGACCCCUGAUUAUAAAGGGAUGUUUUAAAAAAAAAAAAAAAAAAAAUGUAUUCAUUAUCUGUGUUUUAAGUGGGCGGCAUUGCCUUUUCACAUUUUUGUGCUCACAAAAAAGAUAUGUGGGUUGAAAAAAAUAAAAAACACGACAACCCCUGGCUCUGCUUCAUCCUCAGCUGUUUAGCAUUACAUUCAAAUUGGUGUUUACAAGAAGCCGGAGGACAAGCUUAAACAUUUGACUUUUUACCCUUUGUCUU